This is a messenger RNA of Protopolystoma xenopodis, 564 nucleotides long. NCBI's taxonomy places the organism in Eukaryota, Metazoa, Platyhelminthes, Monogenea, Polystomatidea, Polystomatidae. The record is from the annotation of a GenBank genome assembly.
AUGACGGACGAAAGCUCAGCACGUGUUCACCGGAAUCGAAGGAGAUUGCCUCGGAGACAGCGUCAGCAUGAAUCUUCCAGUAAAGCCAAUCGACAGCUGGUCAAGAGCAAUUCGCCGUCGUCUUCUGGUGGAACCGACCUUCGAAUCUCUUCACACAACACUUUUACUCGAAAUGGAAGAUUUAAUCUACCCGCCCACAUUUGGCCCGAGACUAUCUCUUCUGUGCAUGAGCAAGUCACUCUCGCUGUCUAUGUGCAUAUCAGCGACAGUGUUGCCGGCAGUGCCGGCAGUGCUGUUGGUGCCGGUGGUGCUGUUGGUGCUGGGUGUCUGGUGUUCGGGCUGUGUGCGAAAGCAGUUCUUGCAGACCGUUUUGCGCCAUUGCUGCGGCUCAAAGACGGAGCACUCCUUCUUGCCCCGGCCGGCCAGUCCGCCGGCCUCCGUCGACUGUGGCAGAGAAGAGCGUCGGAACUGACCGCCGGCCUCCAUGCCUCUGUCGCGCCAGAGGCUCCAGAGGCUCCAGAGGCUCCAGAGGCUCCAGAGGCUCCAGGGGCUCCAGGGGCCUAG